UAGUGCGAUCCGCGAGUAGUGUAGCGCAGAUAGUAGCAGUUGUUAGUGAAACGGCGUCGCGACUGGAAGGAUACUAGCUAAAGUUCAACCGUGAUUUGUUGCCUCCGAUCGGUGAUUUUGCAGCAGCAGCAAAAGCAGACUAGUUCGUGACCAGUUUGGAAGUGACAUGUGUUUUCAGCGAGGAUAAUGUUACGCAAUCCUAUAAUUACAAUGACGAUAAAACUACUUGUGUUUUUUCUGCUCACCAUCCACCAAGUUAUUCCACAAUCACCGUUCGAAAACAUCUUCGACGAUCUAAGUUUCCUCUUCCUGUAUGGUAACCGGACGUCUCGCAUCCCAGAUACAACGGUGUUCCGAAAGGAGUAUGACUUCAUCGUCAUUGGCGCCGGAUCCGGGGGUUCCGUCAUGGCUAACCGCCUCAGUGAGAAUCCCAAAUGGAACGUGCUUCUGCUGGAAGUGGGAAAAGAGGAAAACUUAGUGGUUAACGUACCACUGACCGCUGGUUUGACGACCGCUACUAAGUUCAGUUGGGGCUAUCGCUCUGCUCCAAUGCGAAAUGCUUGUAAGGGCCUUGAAGAAGGCGUCUGUUAUUGGCCCAAAGGAAGAGGUUUAGGAGGGACGAGUCUCAUAAAUUUCCUCCUCUAUGGAAGAGGACACAAACGAGAUUACGACGAAUGGGAACAAAAUGGAAACUACGGUUGGAGUUACAAUGAUGUUGUUAAGUACUUUGAAAAAGCGGAGAAGAUUAAAGGACGCAAGCCAAACCCAGAAGGGUAUGUCCAUAUCGAACAAAGUUCCUUUGAAACUCCCAUGUUAAGGCGUUACAUCGAAGCUGGAAAGUCAUUUGGAUACAAAGAAAUUGAUCCGAUGGCGCCUGUUCAGUUAGGAUUUUAUAAAGCAGUGGCAACCAUGAAGAACGGAGAACGUUGCAGUGCAUCUAGGGCAUAUCUCAGACCAGUUGCAGAUAGACCAAAUCUUCAUAUAUCGAUGAGCUCUUGGGCUACCAAAAUUUUAAUUGAUCCUCAAAAAAAGACGGCACAUGCAGUGGAGUUUACGAAGGAUAAGAAACGAUAUCAAAUAAAGGUUACGAAGGAAGUUAUUCUUUCAGCCGGAGCAAUAGCAUCACCUCAACUGCUCAUGCUUUCGGGAGUUGGUCCGAAAGAACAUCUUGAAUCACUAGGCAUUCCAGUUAUACAAGAUUUAAAAGUAGGAUAUAAUCUGCAAGACCACACAACGCUUUCUGGAUUAGUGUUUACCGUGAACAAACCUGUUACCAUCCGUGAGCAAGACAUGCGACGACCUGAACACUUUCUGAACUACAUGAUCAACCGUAAAGGACCAUUCACGGUUCCUGGUGGUGCGGAAGGUAUUGCAUUCGUAAAAACUGUAGAUUCCGACUUGCCUGCUGAUUAUCCGGAUAUGGAACUGGUACUAGGAACCGGUGCCGUCAAUAACGAUGAAUCCGGAUCCCUUCGGCAUACCUUCGGAAUGACGAAGGAAUUCUACAGCAAAACGUAUGGGCCAGCUAGAGGGCAGCAUGCUUUUGGAAUAGCUACGGUGUUGAUGAAACCUCGUGGCAGAGGCCGACUGUAUCUGAAGAGCACAAACCCAUACCGGUGGCCACAAAUGGAAGGGAACUUCUUCGAUCAUCCGAAAGAUAUGUCAACGAUGAUCGAGGGAAUCAAACUGGCUGUGAAACUGGGAGAGUCUAAGAGCUUCGCUCCUUACGGAGCCAAACUUUUGAGGACGCCUUUCUACGGAUGUGAGAAAGAAACAUUCCGAAGCGAUGACUACUGGAAGUGUUGCCUGCAACAGGUGGGAGCCAGUAUACAACAUCAGUCCGGUACGUGCAAAAUGGGUCCAUCUAGCGAUCCCGAUGCUGUUGUCAAUCCAGAACUGCAAGUUCAUGGUAUUCGAAACCUGCGAGUUGUGGAUGCUUCUAUAAUGCCAUUCCUCCCGGCAGCGCACACCAACGGAGUGGUGUACAUGAUUGGAGAAAAGGCUGCCGACAUGGUGAAAAAAUACUGGUCGAAUAAUGUCGAUAGUUGAUGGAAACGUUAACUGUGCAGGGUCUCCAAAUAAAACAGGGUGGUAUUUAAUUCCAGGUGAACAUUUUUUUUAAUCUAGUCAUUUAAAAGAUAGCUGUAAAUAUAGAAUAUCAGAAUCUUCGUACCCAUGUGACAAUUAUUGAUUUUAUGUUCGUUGACGAAAAUAAUUAAAAUUGUAUAGGAAUCUGAAA
Molecule: messenger RNA, 2239 nt
Organism: Aedes aegypti (yellow fever mosquito)
Lineage: Eukaryota; Metazoa; Arthropoda; Insecta; Diptera; Culicidae
Product: glucose dehydrogenase [FAD, quinone]
Exons: 4
Coding region: 187-2049 (620 amino acids)
Molecular function (GO): oxidoreductase activity, acting on CH-OH group of donors; flavin adenine dinucleotide binding
Source: RefSeq, a predicted model, not a curated record